CGUGUGCUUCUUUUAGCAGUAUAAUUACUUUGUGGUAUUUGUAUAUUGUAAGAAUUACACGCACUGGAAUAAACUAUACGAUACAAAUAAUGUUAUGUUUAAUACAUGGUCUGUAGUUGUAUUCUUCACAAAUAAUGUUAUCAGUUAUCAGUGAUUAAAAAUUCCGGCACUCAAUUGCCUAUCGGUGUUUCUUAAAUUAUUCUUUCAUUACACUCGUAUUAUUAAUCUAUUUUAUUAGGUAUAUUAAUUUCAAGCAUGUUUUAAGUGUGAUUUUAUAAUAAAGAAGAAGAUUUCUGUUCAUAAUGGACUUAGGCCCAAGACCAAUCAUUCAGGAAUCAUCAGAAUCAGAUAAUGAGGUAAUAUAUAAUGUUAUUUUGAAUAACUUUAGUUUAUAAAAUAAGGUCUAAUAAUAGUUUAUUUUAGAAUAUAGAUACAUAAUUAUAAAUAUACUGAAUAUUGUCUGUUUAAUUUUAGUCUGAGCCAGAUGUAUUGGUACUGGAUACUGAUAAUGAUUUUUCUGAGAUUGAAGAUCCUUGUAAGCCUACUGUUAAUCGCAACAAUAUAGCGUCAGUUUGGAGAGAUAUUGUUGUCGGAGAACAGAUGGAAGGAUGCCUAACUCGUCUUGAAGUAACAACUAACACUGGAUAUGCUGAUAUAGAUGAUCCAAAUCACAGUUGCCGUAAUCCAUGUUACUCACAGAUGUAGUUACCUUUUAAAUAUUUAAUAUAUGUUUAAACUUGUAUCGUUUUUAAAUUUAACGGAGCAUUAAAAUAAUUACAAGUUAAAAAACUGCAUAAAUCUAGUUUAGUGCCCAUGCGAUUUUUUUUCAAAAUGUUUGGUUUUAUGUGUACAUUAAGAAUAUAAAAAAAAAAAUUAAGGCAUACAAACUUUGUUUUGAAAUUAUGAAGUUAAACUUUAGAAAGUUCGGGUUUUCCGUUUCGAGUAUUUCUUAGUUAGAAUUUAACAUUUUCAAAUUUUUUGUUUUCAAAAUGUGUGUUUUUUAAAUACUUAAUGUAUUGUUAUAAUCAAAAUUUACCUAUCAUACUUUUAUAGUUUUUAUACAUAAAUCUUGAAAAAUAGCAUUUUUGGAAUUUAUCCAAAAUAUAGUUCUAUAAUUGACAUUUCUUUUUAUUAUUAUUACUUUUAAUUAUUGAAAUUUUUUAACAAAUUUAUUAAUUUUAUUACAAAGUUUAUUGAGGUCAGAAUAAGGCUAUUUGGCUUGGUUUUAGAGUUACAAACGUUCAAACGCAAAGUGUUAUGCUGCGCUACAUGAGCGAUUGACCCAACCAGGUUUCUCUAGGUGCCCCUAAAUGCUUUUCACUUUUCCCUGUUAUUUACUCGACGUGGUUUUGCACCAAAAAUUGAGGGUUAUUUCCGAUUAAAAUUGUACGAGUCAGCGCAAUGUAACACUUCCCAUUUGAACGCUAGUAACCCUGAAACUACUUCAGAUAGCCUUAUUCUGACUUCAAUAAAAAACUUUGCUAUCAAAAUUUCAAUAAUUACAAAUAAUAAUAAUAAUAAUAAUAAUAAAAAAAAUGUCAAUUUUUGACCACAUUUUGGAUGAAUUCCAAAUAUGCCAUUUUUAAGGUUUAUGUACAAAAACUAUAAAAGCAAGUAUGACAGGUAAGUUUUGAUUAUAAUAUUGAUUAAGCUUUAAAAAAUACACAUUUUGAAAAAAAAAAAAAUCAAAAAAUAGAGUGGGCUCUAAAUUAAAUUUGUUCUAAAGAAACUAUAACAGUAGAAUUUAUUAUAAUUAUCUCAUAUGGUGUAGUUGAUUUAUUUUUAUUCACAUUUAAAAUGGUUAAUAUGAGACUAUUUUAUUUAUUAGGGACUAGAUUAAAUGUAAAAUACAUUUUUUUUUUUUGUAUGAUCUUAGACAAUGUAUUCCAAGUACAUAAUUUGUUUCAUGUAACAUACUUCAAGGCGAAUCUUUUAUUUUGUCUUUUUCAGUCAUUUUGUUAGUUUUAAUAUAUAUAUUAAUAUAUAAAAUUAUAUAAUAUAUAUAUAUAUAUAAUUUGUACAUUAUAUAAUUUAAUAAUUGAAAUUUAGCCAAUUCAAAAUAUUAUCGUAAGAUAUUUGGUUUCCUUUAAUGUUUAGUUUAAUAGGUUUUCAGGUUUUUCUUACAGUGUGUCAACUGUUCAAGGAUUUUGAUAACAUUUUUAUUUCUUCUUUAUUAAUGAUUGUGAAUGAUUUAUGUGUCCAUUAAUACCAUUGUUGCAGCAUCAAGUCAAAUUUUUCAUUAAUUUUUUUUUUAAAUUUAAUGUAGGAACUAUAGCCAAAAACGAAAACGAGAUCAAAAUCAGGAAACAAUUAAAAAGACUGAAAAUAUAACUGAUGCGUAAGUAUCAAUUUAGAUAUAAAUGCAGUUAAGCUCCCAAGUAAUUUUUUGGAUUUUUUUUCCAAAAUGUGUGUUUUUGCAUGCUUAAUUUGAUGGUAUGUUAAAAAAAAAAAGUCUCAUAUUUCAUUGGGAAGUUAUAGUUAAAAAACUUCUAAAUGCUCGAUUUUUUUAAAAAUCGUGUUUUUGAGUUUAAAAUAUCAAAAAUUUACUUUUUUGGACUUUUUUUUCGUUUGGUGUGUUAUUACAUAAAGAAGUUUUCGGAUGCUAAUUGCCAAACUUAACACAUUAAAAUGCGCUCAUGGACAUCCUCUCAAGUUAUGUUUGAAAGUUAAGUAUAUUGACAGAUGUAUAUGGAGAUGUCGAGAUUAUUCCAAGAAUUCACAUAAAAAAAAGUAAAUUUUAAAACUAUGAAAUAUUUUAUUAUUUAUAAUAAUAAUUUGACAUUAUAAUCAUUGUAUUAAUUUUACCAUGCCUUUCAUUAUAAUUAGGUUUUACGUGGUUUAUUAAAAAUAACAUUAAAACUACGUAUGAUAAGUGAAUUCUGAUUCACCAAAAUGUUAAGCAUAUAAUUCCUAUCAUAAAAAUAAAAUUACAAAAAAUUAAAAUUUUUGGUAUUUUAAACUGAAAAACACGAUUUUAAGAAAUAGUGAGCAUUUUGAAGUUUUUGACCAUAACGUCCCAAUGAAACUUUAGCAAAUUUUUUUGAACGUACCUUUAAAUUGAGCAUGGAAAAACACAUAAUUUGAAAAAAAAAAUAUAAAAAUAUCGCUUGGAACGUAAAUUGCAUUCGUUCCUCAAUUUAUUACUAUCUAACCUUCAUUUCUUCUUUCUCUUUCACCUUUGCAGUUGCUACAAAAUCCCUUCUAGAUUCUCUAUCUUGGGUGUACUAUUCAAUCUAAACAAAUAAAAUUAUUUUUUUAGAAAUUGUGAUUUGGACUUGCACUCUGUUGUGAAGAAAAUUUGUACUAAUAGUGAUAAUAGUGAUACUAACAAAAGUAAAUCUAAAAAGAAGAAAAAAAAAAAGAAAAAGAAAAAUAAUAGUAACAAUCAGACUUUGAAUCAUUUGCCUAAUAUUAUUAAUCUAGAAGAAAAACUAUUGAUUGAACUUUCAAAUGAUUUGUGUACGAAUCUUUGUGAGUACAACAAGGAUUUAAUGUGUAAGUACCUACAAUUACUUAGGGGGAUUCAUCUAUGUAAAACUUAAAAGUCAUAUAAAUAAUUUUAGAAUAGAAGAUGAUUUCACCAUGUUCUUGUCCAGAAAAUAGUGCUAAAAAUCAGGCACCAGACUUAGAAUCUGAGUCUCUUGUUGGUUGAUUGUUCUACCAACUGAGCAAUCUAGAGUCUGACUUCUAACACUAUUUCCACUGGAUUAGAACGCUCUAAUAUCUUGGGUUUGGGAGGUUCGGUGGAGUAAUCGCAUGUAAGGUUUAGGGGAUGCUUGAGGUUGUAUCGAAGAAGUAUAUUUAUAACAAAACCUUAACAAUAAUAUUAUUUUUAAAUUUAAUACUAUGUAUGUUAUGUAUGUUUUGUUUAUAGUGUCUGUUAUUUCCAAACUUGACAGAAAAAUUAUACUUGAAAAAUAUAAUAAGACUCGUUUAAUAGUAGCUAAUGGUGGAGAAAUGACAAAGGUUUAUUAAUUAUUAAUUAAAUAAUUAAUAAUUAAUUUUUAUACAAAUUGUAAUUUACUCAUUAUAUUUUUGAUUUAGAAUGGUGAUCGUAAACGUACACCUGGAGGAGUUUUUUUUAAUUUAAUUAAACAGGAUAAGUCAAUUCCAAAUAAAGCGAAAAUUGAUUUAUAUGGCUUUUCUCAAAAUAAAACUUUGAAAAAUAAAAUUAAACAAGAAAAAAGAAAACGAAAAAAAGAAGAACUAAAAAAAAUUAUUUCUCGGGACAAGAAAGAAGGUAUUCAUAAUUAAUUCAUUUUUUUUAGUUAAUCAGCAUGAAAAAUAUUACAUGACAAACCUCAUAAUACAAUAACCAAUGAAAUUAAUCUUUAUUUCAGUAAAAUUAAAAAAUAUAUAAUAGGUAAUUUUUUAACAGUUAUAAGUAUUUCAAUUUUAAUAAAUUUAUUUACUAAUAAAACAAUGAUUAUACAAUUAAAUCAUAAAAGAAAUACUAUUGGUUUGCCCACUAAAAACUAUGGGUGUGAUGUGAGUAGUAAUAAAGUAGUUUGUAAUAAUAAAUAUAAUACUAGGUAUAAUAAAAGUAGCAGUACCUAUUUCUAAAAGAAGAAAAUAAGGAUGAAUAUUAAACAUUUUUUAAAGAGAAAAAUUUAAAAAAUCUAUAGUAUAAAUUUAUUGUUGAUGUAAUUUAAAGUUAUUACCAAAAGAACAUAAAUUAAUUUAUAGAAAAAAAAAAAUUUUACAAAAUACAAAUUAUAUAUAAAACUAAUUAAAUUACCUUCUCAUUCUUGGGAUAGUAAUACUAAUUGAAUUAUUGUUCCUAUAUAUCCAUAUAUUAUGUUAAAUUUAUGUGAAGUUAAGUUUCAAUAAUUUCUUUAAAUUGAAAAUACUAAGGACUUUUAAAUGAUAUGAUCUAUACUUAAUUUAUAACUAUACUGCCCUCAAUCAUCAAAAACGCCAAGUUACUAAAAAGAAUUCAAAAAAAUGUUUUCUAAUUCAUAACACCUUGUAUAUUUUACUUCUUAAUAUAUAUUUGUAUACUUAAUUUUGCCUUAUAAAUGCAAUGGAAAAAAAUAAUUUUUGAAGUACUUAUCAAACUUUUUAUAUUAUAAAUAUAUUUAUAAUUUAUAUCUUAACUAUUAUUUUUUGAUGAUUUUACAAAUAUAUUUUGCACAUUUCACAUUAUGAUAAGCAAACCCACAAUCUGUACUAAGUAUAAAUGUCAAAAAUUAUUAUUUUUAUUAUAUACUAAGAAAAAAUGCUGGAUCUAAAUCAUUUUAUUUGGAGUUUUUGAUUAGUAGGGUUAUUAUACGGCAUUUUUACUAAGCUAACUUUUACUAUUUACGUCCUGUAAAAACAAAUAUUGUUAAUAGGAUUUUUGAUGGACAAUAUUUCAGACAUGUGGCAUAUUGAUUUAAAUGGUCUAAACUUCACAAUUUUUUUGGACUUAUUAUGGUGUUUUGGGUUAUGUGGUUUUUUGUCAUAUUAUUAUUAUAAUAGUUAAUUAUUUUUAAAGUAAGACAACUAUUGUGAAUAUUACUGUUAACUAAGUUACUUUAUUAUUAUUCAUAAAAAAAAAAAUGUAUCUAAUUAGGUAAUUUGAUUAUAGUAGAGUAACAAAAUAGGUAAUCUGGCUUUUUAAUUAUAAUAUGGAUUUUUUUCUUCAUAACAUAAUUCAACUUAAAAAAUACUUUUAAAAGUUUUAACUUAAUUUAAUUACAUUUUUCAGCUGAAAAAUUGAAAAAGUUAACUGAAGAACCAGUGACACAACCUUCAGUUUGUAUGAUGGAAAAUAUAGAACUAUUUGAUUAAUUGAUUUAUGGUUUGCAUAUAACUAAAUUAUAUCGUUUUCACAUCUAGAUAUAAUUUAAUAUAUUGGUUUAUUUAUGUUAUUUUUUUUAAAUUUAAUUAUUUAAUGAUUAACUUAAUUAAAAAAAAAUUCUUGAAUAUAAUUAACAAAAAUAAGCCUCUAUAUUCCUUUUAAAACAGUAUAUUUUAAAUAAUAAAAACAUGUGUAUUCAGUAAUGUAAUACUUUUGUAGAACAUUUUUGACAUUGUUUUUUUUUCUGUAGAAUUAAAAUAUAAACUUGACACUGAGAUUUUUGUAUUUUAUGUCACUAUUUGAUUAGUUAAAUAUAAGUCAAGUACAUAAUUAUUGUAUAGUAGUAAUAUAUUUUCUAUUUUAUUUAUGGCCUACAUAGCAUAUAUAUGUAUGUAUAUAUAUGCUGUAUUCUAUACUACUGAACCACAAUAGAUUAGUCUCCUUUAUAAACAACAACAUUUUUAUCAGUUUCAUAUAAUUUGAUUUUAUACAAUAAAUCAGGAUUAUUUAAGACUUUUUUUAACUGCUGCCAUAUAAAAAUAGCUACAUUUUCAGUUGUACUAACAUAAUCUUUAAAGUAAGGUACAUCCAUAUCCAAAUUUUUAUGAUCCAAUGUCUCCAGCACAGCAAAGUUAAUAUGCUUUUUUAAAUCUGCUAUGUUCAUAACCAUGCCAGUGGUUUCAUCAACUGGUCCUCUGACUGUUAUUUCAACUGUA
Molecule: messenger RNA, 6498 nt
Organism: Cinara cedri
Lineage: Eukaryota; Metazoa; Arthropoda; Insecta; Hemiptera; Aphididae
Source: the annotation of a GenBank genome assembly